Messenger RNA from Oncorhynchus masou masou (cherry salmon), 3188 nucleotides. It is a transcript of the gene s1pr1, whose product is annotated as sphingosine-1-phosphate receptor 1. Gene Ontology annotation, biological process: adenylate cyclase-activating G protein-coupled receptor signaling pathway; sphingosine-1-phosphate receptor signaling pathway; regulation of metabolic process. The record is from RefSeq and is a predicted model, not a curated record. The transcript has 2 exons. Gene Ontology annotation, molecular function: sphingosine-1-phosphate receptor activity. NCBI's taxonomy places the organism in Eukaryota, Metazoa, Chordata, Actinopteri, Salmoniformes, Salmonidae. Gene Ontology annotation, cellular component: cytoplasm; plasma membrane. Bases 369 to 1487 code for a protein of 372 amino acids.
UCGCUUUUACUUAGCCUAUCUUGCGCACCGUGCUCAGUCCAUGGGAUCACUGUGGAGAAACAACUCAGCCACUGGGAAAGGCACAAAAAGGUUUCUUACUUAGCAAAUUGUACCAAUAUAAAAGGUUGACACUUGUAAAGAAUAUUCGUAUUGAUGACGACUAUUAUUAAAGGAGUUUCAUGAUUGGGUCCAAUGACAUUCUCAGAAUAUCCUGUGGCAUUGAGGAUUAUUUGAUUUGAGCGUCUGCAAUGACAACCCAUCAAGCGUGUAGGAUUACCAUUGCCAGCUGUGCCUUGACUCACCAGCUCCACUCAAUGGACUAAAAUCUUGAACUAAAGAAUUUGGGGGAUUUCAUUAAAAACAGAACCAUGGGUGACUCCAUGUAUUCUGACUUGAUAGCCAGACACUACAACUUCACAGGGAAGCUCCGGAAAGUUGAGCAGGAUUCCAGGCUCAAAGCGGACUCUGUGGUUUUCAUCAUUGUAUGUUGCUUCAUUAUUCUUGAGAAUGUCUUGGUACUACUUACUAUUUGGAGGACCAAGAAGUUCCACAAGCCCAUGUACUACUUUAUUGGGAACUUAGCUUUAUCAGACUUGCUGGCUGGGGUGGUGUACACUGCCAACAUCCUGCUGUCAGGUGCCAACACAUACAAACUGACCCCCACACAGUGGUUCUUCCGGGAGGGUAGUAUGUUUGUAGCCCUGGCAGCCUCAGUCUUCAGCCUGUUGGCCAUUGCCAUUGAGCGCCACCUCACCAUGCUGAAGAUGAAGUUACACAACAAUGGCAACACGUGCCGUGUCUUCAUGCUCAUCAGCACCGUGUGGCUGAUUGCAGCCAUCUUGGGCGGCCUGCCCAUCAUGGGCUGGAACUGCAUCCAGAGCAUGCCCAGCUGCUCCACCGUACUGCCGCUCUACCACAAGACCUACAUCCUGUUCUGCACCACCGUCUUCAGCAUCAUCCUCAUGGCCAUUGUGGUGCUGUACGCGCGCAUCUAUGCCCUGGUGCGCACCCGCAGCCGCAAGAUGGUGUUCCGCAAGGUCUCCAACGGCCGCGGCGGGGGUAGCACUAGCAGCAAGAGCUCUGAGAAGUCCAUGGCCCUGCUGAAGACCGUGAUCAUCGUGCUGAGCUGUUUCAUCGCCUGCUGGGCCCCACUCUUCAUCCUUCUGUUGCUGGACGUGGCCUGCGACAUCCGCAUGUGCCCCAUCCUGUACAAGGCCGAGUGGUUCCUGGCCUUGGCCGUGCUCAACUCGGCUAUGAAUCCCCUCAUCUACACACUCACCAGCAACGAGAUGCGUCGCGCCUUCCUCAAAACGCUCCUGUGCUGCAGCGUCUGCACCCAGCCCUCCGGCAAGUUCUCCCAGCCCAUUAUUGGUGCCGAGUUCAGCCGGAGCAAGUCGGACAACUCAUCCCACCCCAAUAAGGAUGAGCCGGAGUACUUGCCAAGGGAGACCAUCGUAUCCUCUGGGAAUAUCACCUCCUCUUCUUAAAGAACCUUCUGGACUGUUGUGUGAAAAGUAGCUCCACUGCUUAGGAAGUAUGGAUGUAUAUAUGUUUUUGUGCAGUGUGCAAUUGUGUUUGUACAUUAUGUAUAUAAAUGUGUAUACGUUGUGUGUGUGGUUUUGUUGCCCUGUGGAUGUGUGGAUGUACAGUAUGUCAGUAUGUACAGUAAGUUGCCUCUUCAGUUUCCAUUUGUUUUAUCAAUUCACAAAGUGUCUGUCCAUGUCAGAGUAGAGAUGUAGAGUUGUUUAGUUUGUUUUCUUCUCCCCUCACACCUUGGACUGCCAGCACUGAUCUGAAUAUGUUCAUAUUCAAAAGACAAUGGGAAGCACACACACCCAAACUAUAAACCUGAUUUACAGUAUAGCACCUAAAUUGUAAACCUGGCUUACAGUAUAGCACCUAAACUAUAAACCUGAUUUACAGUGUAGCACCUAAACCCUAAACCUAAUUUACAGUAUAGUACCUAAAUUGUAAACCUAAUUUACAGUAUAGCACCUACAUUGUAAACCUAAUUUACAGUAUAGCACCUACAUUGUAAACCUAAUUUACAGUAUAGCACCUACAUUGUAAACCUAAUUUACAGUAUAGCACCUACAUUGUAAACCUAAUUUACAGUAUAGCACCUACAUUGUAAACCUAAUUUACAGUAUAGCACCUACAUUGUAAACCUAAUUUACAGUAUAGCACCUACAUUGUAAACCUAAUUUACAGUAUAGCAGCUACAUUGUAAACCUAAUUUACAGUAUAGCACCUACAUUGUAAACCUAAUUUACAGUAUAGCACCUACAUUGUAAACCUGGUUUACAGUAUUAUGAGAAGACGUUUUUGUCAAAGGUAUUUUUUGUAUUUAGUACAGCACUUGUUGUAAAGGGCUAAAUAAGAACCAUCAACCCAUUAUAGGCGUUUACUGAUUCUCUAUAAUGGGUGUUGAUGGAAGAGUAAAAAUUGUUUGUAGUGCUUAUUGUUCUUAUUGAAAUAUUUAAGAAAUACAAUGAAUGAAGUGCUUGUGUAUCUUCGACUUAACUCUGAAGGCUAGUACAAUGUCAAUUCUUCCCCCUGAUUGAGAAUGUAUUUUGUACUUGUAAUUUGGUUUAUUUCACUCUCAUUGGAUAAAGUUCUUUGUAGCAAAGCAAUGUAGUUGCAAUAAUAAUUUAUAUUCAAAAGUGAAAAAGGCGUUUGGUUUGUGUGACAAAGGUUAUCUUUUUUAUCCAGUCAUGAUUUUAUUGUCCUUUCUGUUUCACUUUUAGAUGAAGAUACCGUAUUCAACAUAUUUGUAUGUCCCUCAGUUACCACUCUCAAAAAUCAUUUCAACUCUCUUGUGAAAACCAGCAUGCCCCAGUAAUAGGGAAGGUCAUGAGGUUGAAAACAAAAAAAGAUUGACGUCAAAGGAUAAGCAAUAGCACUGGUCCAUUCCUGAAAGUACCGAGCCCAAUAAUUACUUACAUUUUCAUAACGGAAUAAGUUAAUGUCAAUGGGCACACACAUCACCAAUAGCUCACUGGAAUCCUCCCAUAUAGAUGUGUUUUUGAGAGCACCGUUAAACACCCGUGGACAAGUACAAUGUCGCUUUUCAGGGGUCACGUAAUCACAGUUUGCCAAACUCCCAUCUGGACCCAAGUCUUAUUUUGCACGUGUUUUGGUUAGCUCUUAAUAAAUAUUGGAAAUUAAAAAAAUGUAUUGUUGUCUUC